Vanderwaltozyma polyspora DSM 70294 is the source of this 1398-nucleotide messenger RNA. RefSeq names its product kynurenine 3-monooxygenase (gene BNA4). The transcript has a single exon. Gene Ontology annotation, cellular component: mitochondrial outer membrane. Gene Ontology annotation, biological process: NAD+ metabolic process; L-tryptophan catabolic process; quinolinate biosynthetic process. Gene Ontology annotation, molecular function: FAD binding; kynurenine 3-monooxygenase activity; NAD(P)H oxidase H2O2-forming activity. The record is from RefSeq and is a predicted model, not a curated record. Bases 1 to 1398 code for a protein of 465 amino acids. Lineage: Eukaryota; Fungi; Ascomycota; Saccharomycetes; Saccharomycetales; Saccharomycetaceae.
AUGUCAGAAUCUGUUGGUAUUAUUGGUGCUGGCCCAGUUGGUUGUUUGACUGGUCUGUUCUUAGCUCAAAAGGGUUAUGAUGUCACUCUAUUUGAUUUCAGAGAUGAUCCAAGAGCUCCUACUCACAAGACUCAAUUGAGAUCAAUUAAUUUAGCUAUUUCAAAUAGAGGACUAAGUGCUAUUGAUGCUGUUGACCAUGAAUUGUAUCAAUAUGUUUUGGAAAAUGUUAUUCCUAUGAAAGGUAGAAUGAUUCAUUAUCUCUCUGGUGAGCAGGAACCUCAAAUGUACGGUCUAUAUGGAGAGACCAUUAAAUCAGUCGAUAGAAAUGGUAUUAACAUCUUCUUAUUGGAUGGUUUAAAAGAAUUCGAAUUGAAGGGCAACUUAAAGGUCCAGUUUAAGCAUAAGUUAAGGAAAAUUCAAUUCGAUUAUAAUGACUCAAAACAACGUUGUGAAUUUAUCUACCCUUAUGAACCAGGUAAAAGCACAACUGUCAAUUAUGAUUUCGAUUUUGUAAUUGGUUCUGAUGGUAUCCAUUCAGCCACCAGAGAACAAAUGCAAAGAGCUGUAAGAAUGGACUUUAGUCAAUCUCAAGUUGACCGUUGUUAUAUCGAAUUAUCAAUUCCUCCUUCUGAUGAAUACCAGAAACAAUACAAGGGGUAUUUCGUCAUUUCUCCAGAUUAUUUACAUAUCUGGCCAAGAGAUGAGUUUAUGUUAAUUGCUUUACCAAAUAAAGAUGGUUCAUUCACUUCAACUUUCUUCAGUUCAUGGGAGAUUCUUGAUAGAUUGGUGGCAUCAAAGGAAGAGACUAGAAGAUUCUUUUUGGAGUACUUCCCUGAUGCAAUGGAAAUUAUGGGAAUCGACGAAGCUGUCGAAGCAUUCCACAACAAUCCCAAGGGUAGAUUGGCUUGUAUCGAUUGUAAACCAUACCACUACGAUGGUAAGGCUAUCUUACUAGGCGAUGCAUCCCACUCAAUGGUUCCAUUUUAUGGCCAAGGAUUAAACUGUGGUCUAGAGGAUGUCAAAGUCCUUAUGGAACUGAUGAACAAGUAUGAUGAAGACAGAUCAAAGGCUUUUUCCGAGUACUCUAGGAUCAGAUACAAAGAUCACCUGGCUAUCAUCGCUCUAUCUAACAGAAAUUACUAUGAGAUGUCUCACGACGUGACAUCCACUAUGUACCUUUUGAGAAAAGCUUUAGAUGGUGGACUAUCAAGGAUCUUAAAAGAUAAAUGGUUACCAUUAUACACAAUGGUGACAUUUAGAGAAGAUAUCCCAUACCAUAUAGCCCAGAGUGUCUCUAAAUGGCAUAGAAAAGUUGUAAAUUUUGCUAUUUCCGGGAUUUUUGCAGCUACUGCUUAUGCUGGUUACAAAUUUCUACAACAAUACCUAAAGAACAAAUAA